Messenger RNA from Cornus florida, 1098 nucleotides. RefSeq names its product 1-aminocyclopropane-1-carboxylate oxidase homolog 1-like. The coding region runs from base 1 to 1098 and encodes 365 amino acids. The transcript is spliced from 3 exons. The record is from RefSeq and is a predicted model, not a curated record. NCBI's taxonomy places the organism in Eukaryota, Viridiplantae, Streptophyta, Magnoliopsida, Cornales, Cornaceae.
AUGGAUUACGACCGAGCAAAAGAGCUGAAGGCUUUCGACGAAACAAAAGCCGGUGUCAAAGGACUAGUAGAUGCCGGAAUGAUGAAUAUCCCUAAGAUAUUCAUUCGACCACCUGAUGAGCUUGCUCACGAGUCGAAUUGCGUUAAGAGCCAUCUUCAAGUUCCGGUCAUAGAUCUAAGUGGCAUAGAAAAACACGAUCGACGCAGAGAAAUUGUGGAUGAAAUUCGGAUUGCAUCAGAGGAGUGGGGUUUUUUUCAAGUGGUGAAUCAUGGGAUACCUGUAAGUGUGCUUGAUGAAAUGAUGAAUGGUGUUCGAGCGUUUCAUGAACAACCUUUUGAGGUGAAGGAAGAAUUUUAUUCACGCGAUACAACGAAAAGAGUGAGGUGGGAUAGCAAUUAUGAUCUGUAUCUUUCUAGAGCUGCUAAUUGGAGGGACACCUUCAGCAUUUCUUUGAUGCUUUCCGAAUAUAUUGAUCCCGAUGAAGUGCCUGUCCCUUGCAGAGAUUCGAUAUUUGAGUACAUCAAGGAUGCUUCAAAGUUGGGAGAUACCCUCUUCGAGUUAUUAUCGGAGGCUCUUGGACUGAAACCAGACCAUCUAACAAAAGACAUGGAAUGUAGUAAAGGGCGUAGUAUUGUUUGUCACUACUAUCCAGCAUGCCCAGAGCCAGACCUAACUCUGGGAGCUACCAAGCACUCUGAUCCUUCAAUCCUCAGCAUUGUUCUGCAAGACCAAAUUGGAGGCCCCCAAGUCUUGCAUGACAACCAAUGGGCUGAUGUUCAACCCAUUGCAGGAGGUUUAGUAAUCAACAUCGGGGAUCUUCUCGAGGUUAUAACGAACGCCAAAUUUAAAAGUGUGGAGCACAGAGUGCUGGCCAAUCGCAUCGGACCAAGAAUUUCGGUGGCAGUUUUUUUCACAGGUGUGACUGUUCCUGCAAAGGUGUAUGGCCCAAUCAAUGAGCUGAUAUCAGAAGAAAAUCCCCAAGUAUAUGGAGAAUGUACGGUAACUGAAUUUCUUACCAACUUCUAUAACAAGCCACAAUCCAAGCCACUUUAUGACAAGUCUGGCCUUGCUCGUAUUAAGCCAAUACCACAGGAAUGA